GUGUAUUUUCCAUAUUCCUUCCUCUGCAGAGUCCUCUAUUCCUCCUGGUGGUGAAACCCUGAACACCGCCGAGUCAGCGACCGAAGCCGUCGCCGCCGCAGCCAUGACCCGGCGGUGCUCUCACUGCAGCAACAACGGCCACAAUUCGAGAACCUGCCCCACCCGUGGGGCUGGCGCCGGCCCCUCCUCCGGGGUGAAGCUGUUCGGCGUCCGGCUCAUCGACGGCUCAAUGAAGAAGAGCGCCAGCAUGGGGAACCUUUCGGCGCACUUCCACUCGUCGUCGGCGUCGCCGAAUCCGGGCUCGCCGGAUCCUGGCCAGGUCCAUGUGCCUGAGGGGUACCUCUCCGAUGAUACCGCUCACGGCUCGUCCCACCGCCGCGGGGAGAGAAAGAGAGGGGUCCCAUGGACAGAAGAAGAGCAUCGUCUGUUUCUGAUUGGCCUUCAGAAAUUGGGUAAAGGUGACUGGCGUGGGAUAGCGAGAAACUAUGUUACGUCAAGAACUCCAACCCAGGUGGCAAGCCAUGCGCAAAAGUAUUUCAUUCGACAGACUCAUGCUGGCCGAAGGAAGAGGCGUUCGAGCCUCUUCGACAUGGCUCCUGAUGUGGAUUUCGAUCCACCCACAGUACCAGAAGAGCCCUCACUGCCUCCUCCAGCAGGAGAAGCUGAUAACACAAAUUCGAUGCCUUCUCUGGAUCUCUCUCUGGGCUCAGAGGUCAAGCCCAUGGAGACCUCACCCCAAGAACCGCAUAAAGAGAACGCGGAAAAUCUGGUUCCACCGGCUGGGUUCCCGCUCUUUAUCCCGGGAUAUUUCCAAGCUCAGAUCCAUGUCCCUGUUCCGUUCCCCAUUUGGCAGCCCAUUGUGGCCCAACAGGAGGACGACAAGUGUACUGAGACGACAUCCCAACACCAGGUGCUGAAACCCAUUCCGUUGCUCCCCAAGGAAACCGUUAACGUGGAUGAGCUGGUGGGCAUGUCUCAGCUAAGCCUGAUAGAGGCAGAAGGCGGCUCUAACCCCAAGGAGACUCCAUCUCUCUCGCUAAAGUUAACUGGGGAGCCAUCUAGACAAUCUGCUUUCCAUGCUAACAGUGGAGCUGUAAGCGGGUCAGACCUUAGCACGGGCAAGAAUAGCCCAAUCCAAGCAGUCUGAUCCUGUACUGGAUUCAUUUUGUUGGGAUUCAGAAGAAGGGCAUCUUGUUUGAGUAGCCGUUGAGGUUGCAUGGCAGUCCUCGAAGCCCAACCCAAGGUUUAGAUGGAUCUAUUAGUGCUUUCGGAAAUUCUUAAUCUAUUCUUUUUAACUGUAAUCAGGUAAACGAUCUAUAACAAUAAUUGAUAUGUAGUAAGCGCAGCAAGUGUUGUAUCUCUGCAUGUAUAGCCGGACCAAGUGAUUUCUUUUGCUGCUUGCAAUUUUUGCAGGGGCAAGUUAGCUUAGGUUUUUUUUUUUUUCUAUUUCUGCAUCGAUAUUUAAUGAUAUAUCUAAUUUCGUGGUAAGUUCACUGUUC
Molecule: messenger RNA, 1499 nt
Organism: Punica granatum (pomegranate)
Lineage: Eukaryota; Viridiplantae; Streptophyta; Magnoliopsida; Myrtales; Lythraceae
Source: RefSeq, a predicted model, not a curated record